This is a messenger RNA of Centruroides sculpturatus (bark scorpion), 2318 nucleotides long. Its product is annotated as BAG domain-containing protein Samui-like. Lineage: Eukaryota; Metazoa; Arthropoda; Arachnida; Scorpiones; Buthidae. Gene Ontology annotation, molecular function: protein-folding chaperone binding. Bases 33 to 1733 code for a protein of 566 amino acids. The transcript has 2 exons. The record is from RefSeq and is a predicted model, not a curated record.
ACAUUCGGGAACAUUCUGCAGGUUUAUAAAAGAUGAGUUUUCGACGUUUCCCUUUUCAAGUAGGUGAUACGUCGCCGUUCGAAAGGUUCAAUACGAGAUCUCAGGAGGACAGGAAUAUGUUCUACGACACUACUCCUAUACGUAGGAGUUACUGGAACGAUCUGGAUACCACCACGAGCCAUUUUGACGAGCCAUCUUGGAGGAAUCCUCCGCCAUUCAGGAAUUCUGGUUCCAUGCCUGGAAGUCCACAGACCAGACACCGUAACAGUAGUGGCCCUUCUUGGUCCGAAGGAAGUAUUCCAAUUAAAGUAGUGCACGAGAAGUCUUCAAAAAAUAGUAGUUCAGACUGUUCAGAUGGACAAGCUAGUUCUCAGGGAAGUGGUCCUUCCAUUAAUUCCGAACAGUCUCGUGAACCCAGAGUUCAUCAUAUUCCCAUUAUGGUCGAACCUAGGGGAGAUUCAAAUUCUAGUCACAUUAGUAACAAAGGUAAUGAACAUUCUAAGACAAAUCAGUCUAAUGUAGGAACUGAAAAUAUGCAAAAUUCUGUGGGAUCAAAACACUCCCAAGGAAAAUUUUCUACUAAAACGCAUUUGAAUAGUGAAGAAAGCGUUAAGCCAACUACCGACGAUACAUCAGAAGAUGCAAGUCAUCAACCCCGUGUUUGUCAUAUUCCUAUAAUGGUAGAACCAAGAGUAGAACAGAGUUCUCAUUCGCCUGACAAAACUACUCCUAAAAAGACUUCGCCUUUUCAGGGUUUUCCACCACGCAGUAAUAGCUCGAGUCAACCGUUUGAAGGACCGUCAUUUAGUACUCGUAAGACCGAAUCUGCUCCCCAUCUUUCCGAGCACAAAACACCAAAGAAACCAACUGCUAAACAGAAUGUUGGACCACACGUUUCAAAAGUACCAAUAAAUAUUAAUGAACCACCCCAAAUGAAAGUAAACCAGACUAAUCCAGCAGAAUUUGCUCUGAAUCAGAUUGCAAAAGUAAAAAAUGAAAUGGUAGGAUUAAAAAUACAAGUCGAAGAAUUUACUGGAUGCUUUCAAGACAAACAGUAUCGUUACUUAGAUGAAAUGCUUACGCAAUGCAUGUUGAAAUUGGACAAUAUAGAUACAGGAGGAUUGGACGAAAUCAGAAAGGCUCGAAAAGUGGCAAUUAACGAGGUACAAACAUGUAUAUCGUUAUUAGAAUCAAAAAUUACUCGUAAAAAUUCAAAAUCUGAGGAGUCUAAUCAGGCCAUCACUCAGGAAGCUAUGGAUGUCUGUAAGCAGUCCGAAGAAGUUUCGGUCAAGUCAUCAAACAACAUUCCAUCUGAAAAAAUGGAAGCAAACGAAUCAAUAGACAAAAUAACUGAUAACACUUUGCAGAAUACUCAGUGUUCAGAAAUGACCAAAGAGAACGUGCACUCGGGAAAAGAGAAGGGAGAUGAAAAAUCAGAGGAAUCAAAAGUGGCCACAGAAGGAAAAAUGGAGCUUCCUGGAGUAAAUAACAAAAAAAUUAAAGUAGAGGACAAAACAGAAGUGAAAGGACAAUUAGUAGAGAGAACAGAAGCAGAAAAGAUGGAAAUCGACACUACAGAAACUAAUCACACAGAACAAACGAUGGAAGUCGAGAACGCCAACAAUAAGCAUUUUCAAAAUCUUCCCACCAAAGGACCAGAAGUACAAACAGAUCAAGACGCCUCAUCCGACAUUUCCAAAUCGGCGGAAACCCAAAAGGAAUUUCAACAAUAGUGUUUUUCCCGUCUAACUUAAAAUGCAAAAAUGAAAAAACUGUCGAGCUCUCUUACAAUUUGCAAUAUUUAAAAAAGUAAUAUAUUAACUUCUGCACUAAAUAACCAAGAUCUAUUUUUGUUUUGCAUAUUUUAUACCAUUUCUUAGUACGACAUUAACUAAAAUACUAAUUUAUUUUUUCGUCUUUCAUUAAUUUAAGAGGGAGGAAUCGCAUUUCUAACGGUUAUGUCGAUCUGCACAAUUUAAACGUUUACUUAAUUGUCUGUGUAAUGGAUUGUCAGAAGUAAAUCAUCUUUCUUUUGCAUUGUAAACUCGAAAGUAUUAUUGAGCCAAAGGUUACAUAAAGUUUAGAAAUGUGUAAAUAGUAUUUUAGUGGUUUUUUUCCCCCUGUCAGUGAAAUUUGUCUUAUUUACAUUGCUUUGUAAAUAGUGUUAAAUGAAAAAAAUAAAUUAAUUUUAUCACAAAUGUUUAACUGUUUACAUUUACCCAUCAAAAGAAUUGCUGUGAUGAAAUGCAUUUUUUGCUUCAUGUAUUGUCUUUUGCUACCCGUACUACAUCAAUAAAACUUUCUUGUACAAAUCUUAA